Amblyraja radiata (thorny skate) is the source of this 925-nucleotide messenger RNA. RefSeq names its product E3 ubiquitin-protein ligase TRIM39-like. Bases 94 to 876 code for a protein of 260 amino acids. The record is from RefSeq and is a predicted model, not a curated record. The transcript is spliced from 4 exons. Gene Ontology annotation, molecular function: protein binding. Lineage: Eukaryota; Metazoa; Chordata; Chondrichthyes; Rajiformes; Rajidae.
UCCCAGUAUGCUGAACUGCACCAGAUUCUCACUGAGAAAGAGCAGCGCACACUGGCAGAUAUCCGGGAGGAAGAGAAGAAGAUUCUGAAUACAAUGGAGAAAAAUCUUGGAAAGAUUCAAGAUAAUUUAAGUUCCAUUCAGGAGAAACUCUUAAAGUUGCAGCAACGGAUGGAUCAAAAAGACAGUGUGGUGUUUCUGAAGGAGGAAGUUGGUCGCAAGCAAAGGGUUCGUGAUAAAGCCAAACCACUGUCGGUGGUAGAUGUUAACUUGCUGAUUGAAAAAUUUGAUAAUCCUUUUUUGUACAACACGGUAUUGGCAGAAACACCUGAUGGCAUCAAGCAAGUCUCCGUCACCCUGGAUGUGGAAACAGCGCAUCCGGAGCUCGAGGUGUCUGAGGAUCGGAAGAGGGUGAGAUGGACCGAGACCCGGAGGAGUCUCCCUGACACCGGGAAGAGGUUUACAAUUAGUCCGUGUGUGCUGGGAUCGGAGGGAUUCACAUCGGGGAGACAUUACUGGGAGGUGGAGGUGGCGGAGAGUCGGGGCUGGAGUCUGGGAGUUGCCGCAGAGUCUGUGGAGAGGAAGAGAGGCGUCACACUGACCCCGGAGACUGGAGUCUGGAGCAUCAGGCGUUGGGGGGGUGACGAGUUUGAAGCAUUCACCUCCCCUCCAUCCGCUCUCCCCGCCCGUCCCAUCCCCGGGAGGGUGGGAGUUUAUCUCAGUUACGAGUCCGGGACAGUUUCAUUUUACAACAUGGACACCAAGUCCCAUCUCCACACCUUCACUGGGAAUAAAUUCAUGGAGAAACUUUAUCCUUUCUUCGGGCCUUGGGAUGGAAACUGGCUGAGAAUCAGCUCCGGUUCCGCACCGGGUGUGUAAAAAAAAUGUAAAUGUGGGAAGAGUGAAAUAAACUGUAACUUAAAUCAGA